Messenger RNA from Polistes dominula (European paper wasp), 920 nucleotides. Its product is annotated as UPAR/Ly6 domain-containing protein crok. Gene Ontology annotation, biological process: positive regulation of voltage-gated potassium channel activity; sleep; regulation of synaptic transmission, cholinergic. The record is from RefSeq and is a predicted model, not a curated record. Lineage: Eukaryota; Metazoa; Arthropoda; Insecta; Hymenoptera; Vespidae.
AUGGAAAAGCCAAAGGGGGCAGAUCUGCCGCAUUAGCCUCGCGGAAAACGGUUCCUCUUGUCAGACGCGACGCGUCUGCGAACACGUACGGUUCUAAGCUUCCGAUAAGAAGUCAAGAAUUUCAAAUAAACUCAGAAACAAAGAAAAUAUAUAUAUAUAUAUAUAUAUACGCUCGAAGAGAUCGAUUAAGAAGAUCGAUAAUAUAUAAUACGUGGGAAGGUGGAAAAUUGAAUUUCAAAAAGAUAAAAGAAUAAAAUAAGAAAGAAAGAAAAAAAAUCGUUUUCCUGUUUACUGAGAAACCACUUCUUCGGGACGAGAGUCAGAGGAGAAAAAAAGACGAUUGAAGUUUGAUCUUGACUGAUCGAAUCGAAAAAGGAUCCUACUGUGAGGAAACACAUGGUACGGUGAUCGUUAUGAUGACUGCAAACCGAUUCGCGCCUUUCGUCACCCUCGUUUCUGUUGUUUUGGUAUCAACCUUCCGUCACGGCGAGGCAAUAAUAUGCUAUCAGUGCAACAGCGAGUACGAUCCAAGGUGUGGCGAUCCAUUCGAUCCGUACAGCCUUGGAACGGUAAAUUGCAGUUUUCAACCACGAUUGGAACACCUCAAUCAUCUCGAGCCCACGAUUUGUCGAAAAAUCAGUCAGAGAGUUUAUGGAAAGGAGAGAGUGGUAAGGGGUUGCGGCUACAUUACGGAUCAAAAGGACAAUGGAGAAUGCCUUCUAAGAUCCGGCACCCACGACGUGCGUGCGCAUUACUGCGCCUGUACCGGUGAUCUCUGCAAUUCUGCCGAAAAACGUAGACCGUCCUCUUUAUUGAACCUGGCGACCGUCGCGACCAUCAUCGUGGCGAUUCCGAGUCUUAUUUUGUCGAGUCCUUUUUCCCUGCCUGUAUUGACAUCGUCCAAUUUGUCAGUAGCCUAA